This is a messenger RNA of Schistosoma mattheei, 3090 nucleotides long. Lineage: Eukaryota; Metazoa; Platyhelminthes; Trematoda; Strigeidida; Schistosomatidae. The record is from the annotation of a GenBank genome assembly.
AUGACACAUCAUAAAGAUUGUGUUUCAUUUACUACAACUGUUUCUGCUAGAUUGUGGUUGAUGGAUUGCCCACCUGAUAUUCCGGUUACAGAGCUAGCAACUCGCAUUUACGAUGAAAGCAUUGAACCACCGAUUUUGGGGAGAUUUGUUAUUUAUGCUCGUCAGUCGACCGAUCUAGAAACAGAAGUUGAACUAAAAACGCCAGAUAAACUACAAAGACAACUUCCUCAUGCUCAAGAUAUGAAGAGAAGUAUUUCACGCACCAAAACGUUUACAACCGAAUUCGCUCAAAUUAGGUGCAUUUGCCUGACAGACGGCAACAAUGACAAAACUCUGGAGUGUUUAGAACAUUAUUGUCAAGUUGCGAUCGGUCCAUUUGUAGAGAUUCAACAAAAUAAGCCUAUCUGGAUUGAAAUGGUUGGAAAUCUGGUACCAGUGUUAAGAUCUGAUGAACAGUUGAACUUUGCCAUUCGACCAUUCCAUGAUAACAGAAUUACAUUCCCAGUUCGAUUGCGAGACGUACUGGAUCAUGAACCAGAUUCAAGUACAGUUACUGGAAAAAUUGCAUUUGUACGUGAACCACGCAAAGCUCAAACAACUUUGGAUAUGACUAGCGCACAACACCAACGUCUAAUCACUCUAUUAGAAUUCAAGCUACCAAUUCCAGAUAAAACUAUUGUGAUAUCUACAAGAGAUAAUCGUCUGGCUGGCGCGCUCACUAAAAUAAAUCAGUUUGACGCUGUUCCUCCAGUCAUGACUGACUUACACCCAGUAACGACGAAAGAAGAAAGAAUAACUGAAACUGACGUCUUCGAGGGACGACCUAUCCUGCCAUUGGUUGCUAAAGAAAUUUUACCACAAGUAACAUUAAACGAAGUACUGACAUACCCGAGACGUGAAGCAAUAAAUAGUUCUUUAGACAUGAAAUAUCAGAAAAUGGAAGAAAAGAAAAAACAAGAAACAGAUACAGUGUUUUCUUGGUCUGAAAAUGCAUUUCUUUCGUCAGAUGAAGGUGUUUCGACCAUUUCGGCUUCUGGUGAAACAGAUGAUCUUCGUAAACCAGAAGCAACAGUUUUACAGUCUGUUUCUCAGGCUGAUGUUACAGACCAAGAAAAACUUCCUGUUGAUGUUCAUACUGUUCCAACCAUGUUUACUUCAGUUGAAAAUGCAUCAGAUCAAAUAUUAGUGUUAAGUCACUAUGACGACGUCACUGAAGAAAAACCACAUGUUCACUGGCAAGAAGCUUUGCUGACACAUUUGGAAUCAGUUGGCGUUCGUUUAGAUUUACCAACAAAGUUCAGCCAAUUAGCAGACAAGCAAAUCGAAGAACCAGAUAGUCAAAUAACAGAAGUUUUCAUGAAACCAAUAUCUCAAUAUGUUGAACAUAAAUCUACUUCAACUGACAGAAAACAGAUAAAAUAUGUCGUACAAGAAUUAUUAGAUGCCAUUGGACCACAAUUCGUCGACAUUGCUUUAGUUGAACAGCUACUGCCAACUGAUCGUGGAGAAAUAAUGGAAGAUAUAAUUGAACCUAGAACAUUUGAUCGUAAGGAACAGACAAUCUCACUUUUGAAGGAUUCUCAAAGAGUAAGAACCAUAUCGACGGUAACACCUUCUCAAUCCCCUCCUGUUCAUAGUACAAAUAAAAGUGGAAUAUCCGAAUUUACAGAUACACUGAAUACUGAGUUCAUUAUGCCACAAAUCUUUCCUACUGAAGAAGACACGUCAACUGAGGAGGUCAUCAGAGUUAGUAGAGUCCAAGAAACAGAUGAAACACUUAAAAAACGAGUCUCAACUAAACAAUCAUCUAUAAUGUCAUCUACAAUAGGAAUGGAAGAAGACAGCUACAUAUCUCCACAAGAAGUGAAUGAAGAAUUCCCUGUUCCGUGGUUAGAAAACUUGCAGGAUGAAGAAUCAUUCGAAAAUGCUUAUCAGAGAGCAGUACUAACCAACAAUAUUCGACAAAUCGACAGAGUUCAAACUUGCAAAAUCACAGAACCUGAAGUCUCAAAAAUGAAAUCUGAUAUUAAAAUACCUCCCACCGUAAACGAACUUCAGAUUCCAUCACCAUAUAAGUCUCAUUCAGAUUCGGUCAGUACCGAAGUGAUCCAGUCAAUGCCGAAAGAAUCGCGUAAAAUCGAAGAAGUUGAGGAAGUUCUACCAGACGGUACGGUUGUCACAAAACGCACAGAAUCUGAAGAAACCACUCUCUCAGUUACUCCGGAUGAAUGGAAAUUGGGUGUACAGGCAGCAAUUGAGUCUGGAGGUUAUUUGGUUGAAAAACCAGAAGAAAUCACAGAAGUGGAACAAGUUGACGAAACACUAGCUGAUGGAACUAUAAUAACUCGCUUAAUAACAACAAAAAAAGUGGUUGAUAGAGUUUUUGAACGUUCAAUUUCAGAAGAGCAGUCCGUAUCAUCUGGUGUGAAUGAAGAAUUGUUUGUAGAAACAGAUUCAACGAUACCUGAAGUUUCAACUACAGAAGACCAAUUUUUCUAUCAUGACCAAAAACUUCAAGAAGAACAGAAUAAUGAGGAAAGUCAGGACGUUAAUCAACCUGACUUAAGUAGACCAAGGACUAUUUUACCAAACUUAACAGACAAUAAACGGAAAGAGCAAAUAAAUAUUUCAGAGACUGGUAGAAAAACCGACGAUACCAAAGAUAUACUAACUGAAAAUGAAAUACAGGUUACACAAUCCGAGCAUGAUGGACAAUCAACACACGUAUUCAAGGAAGAAUACAUAAUUUCAGCAGAAGAAACAGAACUUACAGAAACAAAUGAAAAUAGACAAUUACAACACGCAACACUAGAACAGGAAGACUACACAAUAGGCGAAGCAAAAAUAGAAGAAAAUACAAACGAAACGGAACGAAAAAUAGCAGCUAUUAAAACAAACUCAAAGGACCUAGAAGAAAUUGACGGCGGCGCCAUCAGAAAAGCAAUAUCUAAAGAAACGAAGUGCAAGAGUAAUAUCCUUGAUGAAAACAAAAUACAAAGCAAAAUUGGAGUAAGAACAAAAAUAAAAGAAACAGCGAUGCAAGAAAGUAAAACAAAAAAAAAUGACACACAUGAAAAGUCAAAAAGAUGA